AUGGCGGAAAGUCAGCAGAAGACAGUUGUUUUACAGGGUUUGGAUGCAGGCAUGUUUGGUGACAUCUUGAGUUACAUCUACUCGGGAACCCUCCAUGUGUCCCUGAACAAAGUGCAGCUCCUGUACCAGGCAGCCGACCUUCUCCAACUGGACUAUGUGAAAGACACCUGCAGCAGCUACAUGGCCAUGAACGUGGAGUGCUCCACCUGUGUGGCCUUGUACAAGUUUGCUGAUGUCUACUCCCUUGACAUUGUCCGCAAAGCUUGUCUGCAGUUGAUUGACAUAAACUUUGUUGAGGUUGCCUCCAGCGAGGAGUUUUGCAGCCUGAGUGUGAAUCAGCUGACUGAGAUCAUCAGCCACGAUGAGCUGGAUGUUAAAGAUGAGACAACAGUGUGGGAGGCUGCGGUGAGAUGGGUGCAUAACUGCAGAGUGGACAGACAGCAUCACCUACCCAGCAUCCUCCCUCACAUCCGCUUCAACCUGCUAACCCCAGACGACACGGCAGCUAUCUCGGAACACCCCAUGGUAAAGGAGGAUCCUGGGAGUUCUGAGGUCAUCAGGAACGGGGUACUUAGAGGUGCCUCCAACAUGAAGCCAAGAUUUGGGAUUGGUGCAGAGAAAAUGGUCCUUUUCUUUGAAACCAGUCCCAACCCCAACAGGAUGCAGGGCAUCAAUCCCAGAAUAGGACAGUCCUUUAGCAUCCAUUUCACUGAAAUCCCUCCUAUCGUCAGUGCUACAGUCACCAGUGACAACGAAAUCUACGUCCUGGCUAAGGAAUCAGAGGAUCAGAUGUCCCUGCUGCUGUACAAGCAAAUGAAGAGUGUCUGGGAACAGAUGUCAGUAGUGGAGAAGCUUCCCGGAUUGAUAAGAAAUCAGCACCUUUUGGCCCUUGAUGGACAUCUUUAUUACCUUGCUUGUGAUUGGACCAAGCCGUCACAUAUUGUUAGAUAUAGCAUGAAGAGGUAUCACAAGAACACGAACAGUGAGUGGCAGGACUGUUCCCAGCUUAAAGAUGACAUUUCUGACAUGGAACCAUCAUUGUCAAAUGGUUGCCUCUAUUUGUUAUGCUCAAGAGAACUGUACUGUUACAACCCAACGGAGGAUCGCUGGUUCCAGCGAGCCCCACCGACUAAAAGUACCCACGUGUUUUGGACCAAUAUUACCCUUGGUACUGAGAUCUUCCGCACAGACAUGAACUUUACUUCUGUGUCAGUGUACGAUACUGAAGCAGACAGGUGGCAGGAGCUUCCAGCUUGGAAGAGUCCUCUUGAGGCUGAGGAUAGAGAUUACAAUGCUAAUUUCUUUGUAUUUGAGAACCAGCUACAUGUGUAUUUAGAUGCCGCAAAGUGUAAAUAUCGGCAAGUACUUGUGUAUGACAGGCAUGAAGGUGUUUGGAGAGAGUCGGAGUACACCUUGCCUGACGUGUACUGGGACUGUUCACCUGUUGCGGCACGUGUCUACCUGCCAGGUGUGCAGGACAGGUGUGCUAACACACAGAGAACCAUAGAUGCAGGGGACACAGCUGUCUGAUUAUAUCAUUAGUGCUGCUGUUGCCUUUUGUUACGUGCCUUUUACAGUGGCUUUAUUUUACUUUGAGUAGCACCUUGGUGGUUGGACGUUAGCCCCUCUUUGUUUCAUUUGAAUACGGGAACAUUUGAUCUUCUGGUAUUGUGUUGGACAUGGCACCAUCGAGAAAAAAAUCUGUUUUUGUAUGACAAAGUGAUUCAAAUUGUAGGUAUUUUUGUAGUUUUCAUAUUGGUAUGAAAUAUUUGCUAGAUGUAACUGAUGAGAACAAAAUAGAAUAUGGAUAAGUUGUAUGUUUUGGAUUUGGGACACUUGUUUUCUCAUACCAAGCAUUCUUUUUGGUGGGAGUGGAGAGAUGGAUUUUUACAAAUAUUUUUUUUUAAUUACCAGUUAUUAGAUAUUACAAGUAAUGUUUACUGGACGGAGUCAACAUAAUUCAAGUCAUUUUUAUGAUAUUUAGAAAUAAUGUUGACAAUAUUGUUGAACCAUUGCAUCUAUUCACAGCUAAUAGAUGAUAAAAGUACUGAGUUAUCUCAUUUUUUAGUUGCAAGGACACUAGAGAUGCUGGGCAGAAUGAUCUAUGAUAAAUUUAAGGCACAGAUUGUACAUGAAUAUCAUGGCCAUUUGGGCAUAUGAAAUAUGAAGUAACGUUUGUUCCAGUGUACUAGUUGAAUGUUGUUGAAUGUCAUUGUACUAGUAGAAUUUACUACUAAAAUAAAGGACACGUAUAUCCUUCCUUUCAGCUGCACAGAUAAAAAUAUUGAUUGUUAUUUAUUGUUAUGAUACAAAAAGUUUUAUUAUUUGUUGCUUCUGGAUUCACCUGACCAUAUUUUUUUUCGCUUUCAACAACAACAAAUAAGUCCUAAAAAUAAUACAGGUUUUGCUACCACAAACCUGUAAAUAUUACGAUUCAGAGCCACAUACAAAUAAUUUCUGUCUAAAAUCAAUACCUUUUAUUCAGAAUAUCAACAAUGUUAAACUUUCCUUUGAUGCGUGUCUAACUAUGCCACCCCCUCCCACCUACUGGUCCUUUAGAGGUGUUUAGGGUUUAAAGGUCAACUUUGCCGUUCACAAAUCAAUAUCAUGAGCCUGUACUUCUACCCCAAAGAUAAGAGCUUACAGUAAUCAGAAAAUUAUUAUUUACUAUGUGUCCCAAAACUAGUACUAGUAAUAGAGAUUAUGUAGAUAAAAAAGCAGAAUAGGAUGAAACUUUAACCUUCAGUUUAUAAUCAAAAGAAUUUGUUUAUAUAAGAAGUUUAUUUGCAAGUUCGUGCCCGAGGGCUAAU
Messenger RNA from Branchiostoma floridae (Florida lancelet), 2810 nucleotides. Its product is annotated as kelch repeat and BTB domain-containing protein 2-like. Gene Ontology annotation, molecular function: protein binding. The record is from RefSeq and is a predicted model, not a curated record. Bases 1 to 1530 code for a protein of 509 amino acids. The transcript is spliced from 5 exons. Lineage: Eukaryota; Metazoa; Chordata; Leptocardii; Amphioxiformes; Branchiostomatidae.